Otolemur garnettii (small-eared galago) is the source of this 470-nucleotide messenger RNA. It is a transcript of the gene CENPW, whose product is annotated as centromere protein W. The coding region runs from base 94 to 360 and encodes 88 amino acids. Lineage: Eukaryota; Metazoa; Chordata; Mammalia; Primates; Galagidae. The record is from RefSeq and is a predicted model, not a curated record. Gene Ontology annotation, biological process: kinetochore assembly; chromosome segregation; mitotic cell cycle. The transcript has 3 exons. Gene Ontology annotation, cellular component: kinetochore; nucleoplasm. Gene Ontology annotation, molecular function: DNA binding; protein heterodimerization activity.
CUAACUGUCCUAGCGGCGGGGAGCUUGUGUGCGGUGCCGAGAAACCCUCGGAAGCUGAGGCGGAAGCUGAGGCGGCAGCUGCCGGACAGGGGGAUGGCGCCCCCGAAUACGGUCUCCCAGAAGAAGUACAUAAAGCGGAAGGCUCCCCGCGGCUUUCUGAGGCGGGUCCUCAAGCGUCAUAAGCCUCACCUUCGUCUGGAGAAAAGUGGCGACUUACUGGUUCAUCUGAGCUGUUUACUGUUUGUUCAUCGAUUAGCAGAAGAGUCCAGGACAAAUGCUUGUGAGAGUAAGUGUGGAGUCAUUAAUAAGGAGCAUGUGAUGGCUGCAGCAAAGGUAAUUCUGAAGAAGAGCCGAGGUUAGACAUCAAAGAACACAUUCUGGAAAAUAAUAUGAUGCAUUAUUUUAGGUGGUAACAGGUCAUAAGAACAUUUUUUUGCCUAUCAUGGAUUAUUAAAACAUUGGCUAGUUCA